AUGAAGCGUGAUGCCGAGACCUGGCUGCCUCCACGGUCUUGGUUUGAAAAAAUCCGGGCGCCCCAUGGCAGCAGCUCAGCUUUUAGGUACACUGCGGGGACUCCCUACAAGGUCCCACCGACCCAGAGUAACAACGCACCUCCUCCCUACUCGCCGUCUCCAAACCCAUACCAAACCGCUAUGUACCCCAUCAGAAGUGCCUAUCCGCAGCAGAACCUGUACACCCAGGGAGCUUAUUACACCCAGCCCGUGUAUGCGGCACAGCCUCACGUUAUCCAUCACACCACCGUGGUUCAGCCCAACAGCAUCCCAUCGGCCAUCUACCCGGCCCCGGUCGCUGCGCCCAGGACCAACGGUGUGGCCAUGGGCAUGGUCGCUGGGACCACCAUGGCCAUGUCAGCAGGAACCUUGUUGACCACCCCACAACACACCGCCAUCGGAGCACAUCCAGUGUCCGUGCCAACGUACAGGGCUCAAGGAACCCCCACCUACAGCUACGUACCUCCACACUGGUAAACCCACUGGCCAAUUCAUAUCCGGAGUCCAACAUUGUAUGCAACUACACAAGUCUUACAUCGGGGCUGCGGCCGCCGUGCUGCAGCACCUCGUCUGUUUGCAAGAACAAAA
This is a messenger RNA of Leptosomus discolor (cuckoo roller), 627 nucleotides long. The record is from RefSeq and is a predicted model, not a curated record. NCBI's taxonomy places the organism in Eukaryota, Metazoa, Chordata, Aves, Leptosomiformes, Leptosomidae.